AUGUUGCAGCGCCUUUCGUUGCUACGAAACGGCGAACUAAAGGAUAUCCUUCAGCGAUGCGGGUGGCCUGUUUCCGGCACAAAGACCGUAAUGGCUAUGGAGAUACAGGCUCGAUCUCACCGAUCCAGACUAGCGACUUAUCAAAGGUCGAGACCAGGCAUGCUAGAACCAGCGGAAAAACAACUGGAUGAGCAUCGGAUAUUGAGCAUUGAUAUGGGGAUCAAAAACAUGGCCUUGUGCCUACUUAGAGUCUCCCAACAGGAGAUUUUCUCCAGUGAACCAGUCACCCCGGAGAUACUCACUUGGCAAAAGUUCUCUCUUUACGACCACCAUCUCAACCACGGCCAUGAGAAUGGUCCGAAUAGCGGCACCCAAGAUAUGGAUUUUGCCUCCGUCUCGUUAGCGCCGCUUGCCACGGCUUUGGCAAGGCAACUUAUUACGACUCAUAAACCCACCAUCAUAGCGAUUGAAAAACAGAGAUACCGGACCAUGGGAUCGGCUGCGGUACAAGAGUGGACACUCAGGGUGAACAAAUUGGAAGCGAUGCUUCACGCUACAUUGAGAGUACUGCAAGAAGAGGGCAUUUGGGAACAAGGCGCGACUCACAGUAUCUGCCCCCAAAAAACAACCGGAUACUGGCUAGGUCGGUACGGUUUAACCGAUGGCGCUAGGAAAGGGACAGUCACAAAACCCUUGAAAGUCAAACUGGUCAAAUCAUGGCUUGAAAACGGGCAUAAUGUAGUAUACAAGAAGAGCAACUUCCUUGCCGCAGACACUGCAUCUCUCUUCUCUAAAGUGUCCAGUCAAGCCAAGACAAGAACAGGAGAAAAACUAGAUGAUCUUGCGGACUGUUUGUUACAAGGCCUCGCACUUAUACAUUGGGAAAUAAGCAGACUUAAACUACUCGAGGGCUGGGAAUAA
This is a messenger RNA of Orbilia oligospora ATCC 24927, 921 nucleotides long. RefSeq lists its product as uncharacterized. Gene Ontology annotation, molecular function: flap-structured DNA binding; crossed form four-way junction DNA binding; DNA endonuclease activity. The coding region runs from base 1 to 921 and encodes 306 amino acids. NCBI's taxonomy places the organism in Eukaryota, Fungi, Ascomycota, Orbiliomycetes, Orbiliales, Orbiliaceae. Gene Ontology annotation, cellular component: mitochondrion. The record is from RefSeq and is a predicted model, not a curated record. The transcript has a single exon.